Cricetulus griseus (Chinese hamster) is the source of this 232-nucleotide messenger RNA. Lineage: Eukaryota; Metazoa; Chordata; Mammalia; Rodentia; Cricetidae. The record is from RefSeq and is a predicted model, not a curated record.
AUGCCGGAGAUGAAGCAGCCGGUCGACUUGGGUCUCCUGGAAGAGGGCGACGAGUUCAAGGAAUUUCAGGAAGACUGGGCCGGCUUAGAUGAAGAUGAAGAUGCACGUGUCUGGGAGGAUAACUGGGAUGAUGACAGUGUAGAAGAUGACUUCUCCAAUCAGUUACGCGCUGAGCUAGAGAAGCAUGGCUACAAGAUGGAAACUUCAUAGCAUCCAGAAAUGUUGCAAGACC